AUGUCUGGAUCUAAAGACAAUAAUACUAAUCCCUUUCUGGAUGAGGCCCAAGAUACAUCACCAUUUGAAUUUGAAGACAUAAAUUUUGAUGAUUCCAAUGGAGUACCAUCUUCUAGCCAUGCCAAUACUCAGCGUCUCAAUGAUACGACACAUCAAACUACUUUUGAUAAUAGCUCAAUAGAAAAGAAAGAUUUUUCCUUUCAAGAAGAGACAGAAAAUGAUGUACAUUCUUUCGAACCCACUCCAAGAAUAGGUGCUUCAUCUACUGGCGGCUUCGAUGAUAUCGGAUUGGAAAAUGAUGAGCUUGAUACCUCAAAUCCGCAUAAGACAAAUACUAUAAUGAAAAGGCUGCGUAUGGGUACCCAAAGAAAUAAGAUGGGUAAGCCAUCUGUGGGAAGAGCGAAGACUUUAAAAUGGGCAACUAAAAAUUUUGUGAAUCCAUUUGAAGAUGCAAAUAGAGAAGAUACUUUUGAUGAUGGUGGAUUGAUGAACCGUGCCAGUGAAUUAAGAACUAUUUAUUAUAAUAUGCAGUUACCUAAAGAAAUGUUAGAUGAAGAAGGAAAACCAAUUAUGGAAUACCCGAGAAACAAGAUUAGAACAACAAAAUAUACUCCCUUAACAUUCUUACCUAAAAAUAUCAUGUUCCAAUUUCAAAAUUUUGCCAAUGUUUAUUUCUUGAUAUUAAUUAUUUUAGGUGCGUUCCAAAUAUUUGGUGUCACGAAUCCAGGUUUAGCUGCAGUUCCAUUAAUCGUUAUUGUCAUCAUUACUGCAAUUAAAGAUGGUAUAGAGGACUCUAGAAGAACUAUUUUGGAUAUGGAGGUUAAUAAUACCAAGACCCAUAUUUUAGAAGGAAUUGACAACCCAAAUGUCUCAGCUGAUAAUGUCUCUAUGUGGAGAAAAUUCAAAAAAGCUAAUUCUAGACUAUUGAUGAGAUUCAUUAAGUAUUGUCAAAGUCAUUUUACCGAAGAAGGAAGAGAGAAGAGAAGACAACAGAAAAGAAAUCGCAUGCGUACCCAAAGAGCAUCAUUCGACGGUGAUAUGAAUAUGCCUCGUGGCUCAUUGGACUCAAUUGGGAGUUUCAGAGUCUCAGGUGAUUAUGGUAGACCGUCUUUAGAUUAUGAUGCCGUGGGUCAGUCCAUUUCUAGAUCAGAUAAUGUUAAUAUUAUGGAUAGAGCAAUGCCUCCAAGACCUGACUGUAAAUUCUCAAAAGAUUAUUGGAAAAAUAUUAAAGUUGGUGAUGUUGUUCGUAUCCAUAAUAACGAUGAAAUUCCUGCAGAUAUCGUUCUUUUGUCGACUUCUGAUUCUGAUGGUGCUUGUUAUCUAGAAACAAAGAAUUUAGAUGGUGAAUCGAAUUUGAAAGUCCGUCAAUCCUUAAAAUGUAGUCAUACUAUAAGAAGUUCUAGAGAUGUUACCAGAACAAGAUUUUGGUUAGAAAGUGAAGGGCCACAUGCAAAUCUUUAUUCUUAUCAAGGUAAUUUGAAAUGGGUCGACUCUAAAGAUGGGGAUUUGAAAAAUGAACCUGUAACGAUUAAUAAUAUGUUACUUCGUGGUUGUACAUUAAGAAAUACCAAAUGGGCAAUGGGUUUAGUUGUUUUCACUGGUGAUGAUACUAAGAUCAUGUUGAAUUCUGGUGCAACUCCAACUAAAAAAUCAAGAAUUUCAAGAGAAUUAAAUCUUUCUGUCUCCUUAAAUUUCUUAUUACUAUUUAUUGUUUGUUUUGUUUCCGGUAUUAUUAAUGGUGUUAAUUAUGAUAAACAUCCAAGAUCAAGAGAUUUCUUUGAAUUUGGUACGGUAGCUGGUUCAGCAGCAACAAAUGGGUUUGUCUCCUUCUGGGUCGCUGUUAUUCUUUAUCAAUCAUUGGUCCCUAUUUCGUUAUAUAUUUCUGUUGAAAUCAUAAAGACUGCUCAAGCUGCUUUUAUCUAUGGUGAUGUUUUACUUUAUAAUGCUAAGUUAGAUUACCCAUGUACGCCGAAAUCAUGGAAUAUCUCAGAUGAUUUAGGACAAAUCGAAUAUAUAUUUUCAGAUAAGACAGGUACUUUAACUCAAAAUGUAAUGGAAUUCAAGAAAUGUACAAUCAACGGUAUUUCCUACGGUCGUGCAUACACGGAAGCACUUGCUGGUUUGAGGAAAAGACAAGGUAUUGAUGUUGAAGCUGAAGGUCGUCGUGAAAGAGAAGAAAUUGCCAAAGAUAGAGAUAUUAUGAUUAAUGACCUAAGAAGAUUAUCUCAUAAUUCACAAUUUUAUCCUGAUGAUAUUACGUUUGUUUCCAAAGAGUUUGUUCGUGAUCUUCAAGGCGCAAGUGGUGAAAUGCAACAGAAAUGUUGUGAGCAUUUCAUGUUAGCCUUGGCGUUAUGUCAUUCCGUCCUUGUAGAACCAAAUAAGCAUGACUCUAAAAAACUAGACUUGAAAGCCCAAUCCCCAGAUGAAGCUGCGUUAGUUGGUACCGCUAGGGAUGUUGGUUUCAGUUUUGUGGGUAAGACUAAAGAAGGUUUGAUUAUUGAACUUCAAGGUUCUCAAAAAGAAUUCCAGAUCUUAAAUAUCUUAGAGUUUAAUUCUACUAGAAAGAGAAUGAGUUGUAUUGUUAAGAUUCCAGGAACUAACCCUGGUGACGAACCAAGAGCGUUAUUAAUCUGUAAGGGUGCUGAUUCGAUUAUAUAUUCCAGAUUGAGUACUAGAAGUGGUGCCAACAAUGAAACCAUGUUAGAAAAGACUGCAUUACAUUUGGAACAAUAUGCCACUGAAGGGUUGAGAACAUUAUGUCUUGCUCAAAGAGAACUAACCUGGUCCGAAUACGUCGAAUGGAAUGCUAAAUAUGACAUUGCAGCAGCAGCUUUAACAAAUAGAGAAGAACAAUUGGAAAACGUAUCCGAUGAAAUUGAACGCAAUUUGACAUUAAUUGGCGGUACAGCUAUUGAAGAUCGUCUACAAGAUGGUGUUCCAGAUUCUAUCUCAUUAUUAGGUCAAGCUGGUAUAAAAUUAUGGGUCUUGACUGGUGAUAAAGUCGAAACUGCAAUCAAUAUUGGGUUUUCUUGUAAUCUGUUGAAUAAUGAUAUGGAACUGCUGGUGGUGAAAACUACUGGUGACGAUGUUAAAGAGUUUGGUAAUGAUCCUGCUCAAAUUGCAGAGUCAUUAAUUUCGAAAUAUUUACAUGAGAAAUUUGGAUUAAUGGGGUCCGAAAUGGAAUUGGCCGCUGCGAAGAAGGAUCAUGGUCACCCAAAGGGUGACUUCGCUGUCAUUAUUGAUGGUGAAGCUUUGAAAUUGGCGCUUGAUGGGGAAGAGAUUAGAAGAAAGUUUUUGCUUUUAUGUAAAAACUGUAAGGCUGUUUUAUGUUGUAGAGUUUCACCUUCACAAAAGGCUGCUGUUGUGAAAUUGGUCAAGGUGUCAUUGGAUGUUAUGACUCUAGCUAUCGGUGAUGGUUCUAAUGAUGUUGCUAUGAUUCAAUCGGCAGAUGUCGGUAUUGGUAUUGCAGGUGAAGAAGGUCGUCAAGCUGUUAUGUGUUCUGAUUAUGCUAUUGGUCAAUUUAGAUAUUUAACGAGAUUGGUGUUGGUUCAUGGUAGAUGGUCUUACAAAAGAUUAUCUGAGAUGAUUCCUGCAUUUUUCUACAAGAAUGUCAUUUUCACAUUAGCGUUAUUCUGGUAUGGUAUUUACAAUGAUUUUGAUGGUUCCUAUCUAUACGAAUAUACUUUCAUGAUGUUCUAUAAUUUGGCCUUUACUUCAUUACCCGUUAUUUUCAUGGGUAUAAUGGAUCAAGAUACUAAUGAUACAAUUUCUUUAGUUAUGCCCCAGUUAUAUCGUCGUGGUAUUUUAAGAUUAGAUUGGAAUCAAACCAAAUUUUUAUGGUAUAUGUUAGAUGGUCUUUAUCAAUCAUGUAUUUGUUUCUUCUUUCCGUAUGCAAUGUACCAUAGGACUAUGAUUAUUACGCAUAAUGGGUUAGGUCUAGAUCAUCGUUUCUAUGUUGGUGUUAUGGUGGCAACACUUGCAGUUUUAUCAUGUAAUCUUUACAUUUUAUUACAUCAAUAUAGGUGGGAUUGGUUUAGUGGAUUGUUUAUCGCAUUAUCAUGCUUAGUUUUAUUCUUCUGGACAGGUGUUUGGUCAAGUGUGGUACACAGUAAGGAAUUAUUUAAAGCAGCUUCACGUAUUUACAGUACGCCAUCAUUUUGGGCAGUCUUAUUUGUCGGUAUAGUUUAUUGUUUAUUACCAAGAUUUACACUAGAUUGUUUCCAAAAAUUCUUCUAUCCAACUGAUGUUGAAAUUGUUAGAGAAAUGUGGGAACGUGGUGAUUUUGACCACUAUCCUAAAGGUUACGAUCCAACUGAUCCAAAUAGGCCUAAAGUCACUAAAGCUGGUAAAUUUGGAGAGCGUGUCGUUGAUGGUAUCCAGUUAUCGCAGAAUUUCGGUGAAACUAAUCUCUCUCAUGAUUCUAUUGCCACUGAAGAAAUUCCAAUGACAUUAAUGAAUCCAGCUAAUGUAAAUAACACUAACAAUGAUAACCACGAAUGGGCAUCAUCUCCAAGAGAAACUCAAGAUUUACUGUUUUCUCCAAGGUUACAAGAACAACAGCAAGCGACCUUUGGUUCUAAUCAACCAUCCAGCACGCAAAACAAAUCUAGCCUUUCGAAUGUGAGAGGAAGAACUUCGCUAGAUCGUACAAGAGAAGAUAUGUUAGCGAAUAAUGAACUAGAUAAUCGAUAUUCCGUGGAUAAAGCAAGGAUUUCAUUAGACCUUCCUGGGGUAACGCAUGCAUCCUCAUUAGUUCAAGGACGAACUUCAACCACUCGAGAUAUAUAG
Naumovozyma dairenensis CBS 421 is the source of this 4788-nucleotide messenger RNA. It is a transcript of the gene DNF1, whose product is annotated as aminophospholipid-translocating P4-type ATPase DNF1. NCBI's taxonomy places the organism in Eukaryota, Fungi, Ascomycota, Saccharomycetes, Saccharomycetales, Saccharomycetaceae. Gene Ontology annotation, biological process: phospholipid translocation. The transcript has a single exon. Gene Ontology annotation, cellular component: plasma membrane. Gene Ontology annotation, molecular function: magnesium ion binding; ATP hydrolysis activity; ATPase-coupled intramembrane lipid carrier activity. The record is from RefSeq and is a predicted model, not a curated record. The coding region runs from base 1 to 4788 and encodes 1595 amino acids.